Molecule: messenger RNA, 2760 nt
Organism: Annulohypoxylon truncatum
Lineage: Eukaryota; Fungi; Ascomycota; Sordariomycetes; Xylariales; Hypoxylaceae
Product: fungal-specific transcription factor domain-containing protein
Exons: 6
Coding region: 571-2445 (624 amino acids)
Biological process (GO): regulation of DNA-templated transcription; DNA-templated transcription
Cellular component (GO): nucleus
Molecular function (GO): DNA-binding transcription factor activity, RNA polymerase II-specific; DNA binding; zinc ion binding
Source: RefSeq, a predicted model, not a curated record
GUUGUAAGGCCAUGUAGGGCCGUCUAUGGCUGUGUAUUGAUGUAUUAUAUGUACAAUACAACAGCAUUACGAUACCAUAUGUACUAGCCGUUAAGGAUUUGUAACUAGGGGUGUCAACUGAUCUUUCCGAUAUCCAUUGACCAUUGAAAUACCUUGCCUUCCUUAUUAUUCUUGUUCAAGUGCUUCCUCCAAGGCUACUACAUACGUAACUCGUAACUUCCAAGCUUCCCAGGUUCGUAACUAAUCCCUUCCCGUUUGACAUUGGACAUUUGCCAUCAUUCAAUUCUUCUUGAUUCCCAUUCCCCAUAUUAAUUUUCCCUUUUUUCCCUCGAAAGAGAUAAGAGAGAAAAAAAAAGUCUUGGCUUCUCCCCUCCAAACCGUCACUUUAUGUUUCUUUAUAUCCAUCCAUUCCCAUUUUCCACAUCCGACCUUGUUCCAAUUGAAUAGGACUAGAAGGACGAUCGGCCCUUAUUCCCGGAUGCGCCAACCUGCAGUUCUACCUUCAGCCUCAAUUGAAUCCUUCCGGCCGGGUUUGCAUACGGUAUAAGUAGAGAGACACGAGCAACGCGCAUGUCGUCAUCGCAGCGCCCGACCGAUUUGUCGUAUGGCAGCGGAGGACAUUCUGGGCAUUCUGUCAUUUCAAACAAUUCCAAUUCAACCAAUCCCGCUUUGUCGCCAAUAGCCAUCUUAACCCCGACUUCCGCGAGCACUCUUUACGCCUCCCCCGAUUCGGCAAACGGCCAGCAUUUCUUUGGCGCCAAGUCCGAACCCGAGGAUGGCGACGGCGCGGGUAGCGGAGAAAGCGUCACCGCUAUCCCUUCCUUCGGCGAACCCCUCAAGAAGAAGCAGAAACGCAACAAGCCAACGCUGUCGUGCUAUGAAUGCGUCGAGCGAAAGACGAAGUGCGAUAGAGGUAGACCUCACUGUUUAGCAUGUAUAAAACGACAGACGGAAUGCAAAUAUGCACACGUCGCAAAUCUCCUCGAGGAGACAUCACGAUCGGCCACCAAUGGCCGCAGGAUGACGAAACCGCCGAAGAAGAAGGUGACGAUGAGUGGAAUGAAGCCUACGAUUCCAAAUAUCGCAGAAAGAGGUAUUCUCACCGGCCGGAUCGCUUCUCGUGGGUCCGUAGCACUAUCCACAGGACUCCUCUCUAACGUUUCUUUAUCCCGCCCAACAGCAUCCAAUGUCUUUGGGAUAGGCUCAGAACACCCCUUUGCCAACUACUGGACUUGCGAAGGUGGGCUUCCGGAGGUUAUCGGGGUACUCCCUGAGAAGCUGCAAGCCGACAUCUUGUUAAGUCAAUAUUAUGAAUGCGUGGACCCGGUCUAUCCAAUAAUCGAUCGUCGCACAUUCUAUCUCGAGUACGAGCAUUUUUGGUCGCUUAGGGAUACAGAAAAGACCGACGCCGCUUUCGUUGGUCUGCUUUUCACCAUGAUGGCCCUAGGUACCCAGUUCGUUUCAACCACCAACCCCAAAGACCGUAAACAAACCUCCGAAUUUUACGCUUCAGCAGGCAAUCAAGCCUUACGCAUGUUUUCUUAUCUCAACACUGCAUCUUUACACUCCGUCCAAGCUAUGGUAUUGGUAGGCUACUUCCUAAUAAACGACAAUCACGCCUCAGAUGGCUGGGCUUUUUCCGGCUUACUAUUGAGACAAGCGUACGCAAUGGGUUUACACAGAGACCCAAACAUAGUAACUCCGAAUGCUAGCGAAUUUGAAAAACAGCAACGACGCAAACUUUGGCAAGCCGUCCUUGUUCAGGAUACAUUCCUGACAGUUCUGCUAUCUUUGCCUCCAAAUGCCACGCAUACCGAUGUUAAAGUCGAGGAUUUCCAUGAUGACCCAGCUGGUUUCGGCGAUUCAAGUCCUACUGAUAUAGCGUAUAUCCGAGGUUCCUGGAUGCUGGCAAAUUUGGUUCAAGAGACCAUCUCUAGUCCCCGGUCGCUCGACGUGCCCAUCUGCUCGACGCAAAGGCAGAAAUCAAAACUUGUUGCCGACUUUCGCGCGGUAUAUCGCUCAUUUCCCGACGUUUUUCGAUCGUGGGAUCAAGAAAGUAUUGCACAGCUCGCAUGUAGCAAUAAACGCGUCGUUAGACAAACACUAUUUCUAAGCAGUAACUACUAUCAUAAUCUCAUGCUAGUACAUGCUUCCGAAAGCCCAGACGUACCCGUUAACGUUAGAGCGACAUUGGAAGCCGCGCACGAGGCAAUCACUUCAUUUUUCGUGCUUUUUACGCUUUUCGAUACAGAAGCACGGGUGUGGUGGGUCUUCCAUCAUAGGGCGUUUUUGGAGGCGCUAUGCAUAGGGGGCGUUCUACGGGAGGCCGGAAGAGAUCCCGCUACCGCGGAUCAGUUUUUGAGAGAUCCGUUAUUCGCAAGGGCAAAGGCGGAUAUAAGUACGUCUUCCACUCUCGACUUUCCAUAUAUAUUUCUUGGAUACUGACAGUUCUCUAGCUCGCAUGGUUCAGAUUAUGAAAAUAAUGGCCGACGGCGAAUAUGGCUCGGAUGAUGCCAGGACAAGAGUAGCCGUCUUGAGCGAAUUUCUAUAGAUUACGACAACAUACGAGACCUUGUUAGAUAAUGGGCUUGUACAUAACCUCAUAUGUACACUGAUGAUCAUUUACAUAUGCGUUGGAGUUAGCCGAGAUGUGUUUGUAAUUAGUAGUUACAAUAUCAAAAUACUGGUUGUCAUGAUAUCCACGGAUGAAUUGGAUUAUAUCAAGCCAGUCCCCUCUAAAGCGAAUAGUGCGACAAGUCU